Messenger RNA from Rhagoletis pomonella (apple maggot), 586 nucleotides. Its product is annotated as integrin alpha-PS3-like. The transcript has 3 exons. The record is from RefSeq and is a predicted model, not a curated record. Lineage: Eukaryota; Metazoa; Arthropoda; Insecta; Diptera; Tephritidae. Bases 32 to 586 code for a protein of 184 amino acids.
UCGCGCGAAAAUUGGAAACCAGUCUUGAAAAAUGCAUCGCUACGUUGUAUUUUGUGUAAUAGUGUGGUUGAAAUUAUUUGCGGUGCAGUCAUUUAAUUUAGCCCCUAAGCCAAAUUUGAUUAUACGCGAAACGGUAGUAGAUGAAAUCAAUAAAAUUAAUGCAAAUGACCAGCAUAGUUCAUAUUUCGGUUAUACGAUCGUACUCCGUGAAAAAAGUGUUAUCAUUGGUGCACCACGAGCGCGAACUGUUGAAGCUUAUCGUGAACGUAGAGAAACUGGUGGCAUUUACAAAUACGAAUUUGAUAACAAAACAUUAAAAAAAAUCGAUUUCCAAAAUGAAAUGCCCUCUCAGACCUUCGCUUCGUUGCAAUUGAACAGCACUCAGCAGUGGUUAGGUGGAGCCAUGGACGAACAAGAGGCAACCACAGCGGCACUGAGAGUCCUAAACAGCUCCGAGCUGAAAAUCGGAAAUAUGACGGGUCAUAUUAAGGUCCUAAUGAAGUUCGCUAAUGAUUCCAUAUUAGAGAUGCGUGAUGCCGUAGAAAUUUCUUUGUAUGCAGGGUUCCCACACACCGAACCUAUAUGA